UUUUGGUAUUUAAAUUCAAGCGCCUGUUUGAUUGAGAAUUGCAACAUCAUGGCGUCUGGAUCUAGUGGUCCUCAAAAUGUGACAGAGGCACCGGAGGAAGAUGCCGCAGAAUUACAGUUUCCUAAGGAAUUUGAAAAUGCAGAGACUCUUUUGAUAUCAGAAGUACAGAUGCUGUUAGAACACAGAAAAACCCAGAACGAGAGCGCAGAGGAGGAACAGGAAUUGUCUGAGGUGUUCAUGAAAACCCUGAACUACACGAGUCGAUUCUCCAAAUUCAAGAACAGAGAGACCAUAUCAGCUAUUAGGAGUGUGUUGAUGCAGAAGAAGUUACACAAGUUUGAGUUGGCAGCCCUGGCCAAUCUCUGUCCAGACAACGCAGAGGAAGCCAAGUCAUUGAUCCCAAGUUUGGAGGGUCGAUUUGAGGAUGAAGAAUUACAGCAGCUACUGGAGGACAUCAAGACAAAGAGAAGCUUCCAGUACUGAGAUCCGCGGACCAAUCGAUCAAGACUGUCAGGGCCGAUACUCAAAAUGGACUCAUUUAUUACAGCAAGGCAGCUGAAAUCAUUAAUGGUUGUGUAUAUAGUAUCUGAAGAUGUCUUAAUGUUC
Messenger RNA from Saccostrea cuccullata (small rock oyster), 606 nucleotides. Its product is annotated as DNA-directed RNA polymerase II subunit RPB4-like. Bases 49 to 483 code for a protein of 144 amino acids. NCBI's taxonomy places the organism in Eukaryota, Metazoa, Mollusca, Bivalvia, Ostreida, Ostreidae. The record is from RefSeq and is a predicted model, not a curated record. The transcript has 5 exons. Gene Ontology annotation, biological process: transcription initiation at RNA polymerase II promoter. Gene Ontology annotation, molecular function: nucleotide binding; translation initiation factor binding. Gene Ontology annotation, cellular component: RNA polymerase II, core complex.